UCGUAUGGAGUGUACUAAUUGUACAAUUUCGUACAUUAUUUUAACCCUUUUUUUGUACACUCCAUACAGUUCCUUUCGUACAUUAAUUUAAACCUCUUUUUUUUGUGUAGGGGUGUUCGGAAUUUGUUCCUUUUUUUAUCACACAGUAUUUUAAUACCAUCAUCGUCUCCGUCUUCUUAAUCAAUCUUUAGCGAAAUAGAAGGGGGAAAAAGCCCUAAUUCUUCACUGAUGCGGUGGUUGAUCUCCAUAGUGCCAUCUUCAUCGGAGCACUGGACCUUGGAUUGGGUGAAGCGCAGCUUGCUGAGCAGCUACUCGCCGCCUUUAUGGGCAACUCUGAUCGGAGGGUUCUUCACGCUUCUCUCUCUCGCCCUUUCUGUUCAUCUCCUGCUCGAACACCUCUCUGCUUACAAGAAUCCUGAGGAGCAGAAGUUUUUGAUUGGAGUGAUAUUGAUGGUGCCAUGCUAUGCUAUCGAAUCCUUUGUGUCCCUGGUGAAUCCAGCAAUCAGUGUCUAUUUUGAGAUAUUACGUGAUGGAUAUGAGUCCUUCGCAAUGUACUGCUUUGGAAGAUAUCUUGUUGCUUGUUUAGGUGGGGAAGAGAGAACUUUAGAGUUUAUGGAAAGGGAAGGUCAAACAGGUUCAAAGGUUCCCCUACUAGAGGAGGAUGGCCAUGAGAGGGGAAUUGUAAAGCACCCCUUUCCAUUUAAUUUUUUUCUCAAGCCAUGGAAACUGGAUAGAUGGGUGUAUGAAGUUAUCAAGUUUGGGAUUGUUCAAUAUAUGAUAAUAAAAGCAUUCACUGCUAUUCUAGCAGUAAUUCUUGAAGCUUUUCAUGUCUAUGGCGAAGGACAAUUCAAGUGGAACUGUGGGUACCCUUACUUGGCCGUGGUUUUAAAUUUCAGUCAGUCAUGGGCAUUGUAUUGUUUGAUUCAGUUCUAUACCAUUACAAAGUUCGAGUUAUAUCAUAUCAAUCCGCUGUACAAAUUUUUGACAUUCAAGUCCAUUGUAUUUUUGACUUGGUGGCAAGGGUUGGCUAUUGCCCUCUUGUGUAGCCUUGGCAUUCUGAAAAGCCCAAUCGCCCAAGCUUUACAGUUGCAAUCAAGCAUUCAGGAUUUUAUCAUAUGUAUUGAGAUGGGCAUUGCUUCAGUGGUCCACCUGUAUGUUUUUCCUGCUAAGCCAUAUCAGCUGAUGGGCGAGCGUUUUUCUGGGGCAGUUUCAGUACUAGGAGACUACCUGUCUGCUGACUGCCCCAUAGACCCUGAAGAGGUUAGAGACAGUGAGCGUCCAACUAAACUGCGCCUGCCUCAUCCUGAUGUUAAAGGUACAGGGAACAUGACCAUUAGAGAGAGCGUUAGAGAUGUCGUCAUGGGUGCUGGUGAACAUAUUGUGAAGGAUGUAAAGUUCACUGUAACACACGCAGUGGAACCAAUGGAGAAGGGAUUCACAAAGUUCAAUGAGAAGUUACAUAAGAUCUCUCAAACCAUGAAACAUGAUAAAGGGAGGAGAGCGAAGGAUGACAGUUGUGUGGCAACAACAACACCAUCAUCGUCAUCUCAAACCCCGAGGGUUAUCCGUGGGAUAGAUGAUCCUCUUUUGAAUGGAAGUGUAAGUGAUAGUGGGACAACACCCUCUAGGAAAAAGAAACAACGCCGAAAGUCAGGGUACACCAGUGAAAGUGGUGGAGACAGCAGCGGCGAUUGUACUUAUGGUGGUUUCCAAAUACGCGGCCGCAGGUGGGUUACUAAAGACUAGGUUGGGACAGUCCUCCUGUACAAUUGUUGUAACACAUAAACUGCCUUAAUAUUGGCAUCAUUGUAUUUGUAUCAUAAUAAAAGGUACACAAGAAGAAAAAGACAGGCUUUAUUGCCCAGGCCAAGAAACCGAUUGGGUUUCUUGUAAUCGGCUCACUUGUCCCCUAUUUUUGUGGACAAGAAUGUUACAAAAGAAGUAAAAAUCCUUGUGUUUG
Cuscuta campestris is the source of this 1960-nucleotide messenger RNA. NCBI's taxonomy places the organism in Eukaryota, Viridiplantae, Streptophyta, Magnoliopsida, Solanales, Convolvulaceae. The record is from the annotation of a GenBank genome assembly.